CAACGACAGGUGCACCCUGGCGGCAAGGACGUCGGCGCGGAGAACGCGCGCCUCUACUUUGUCGGGACGGCCACGACCAUCCUCGAGUGGGAGGGCGUGCGCAUCAUGACCGACCCCAACUUCCUCCACGCAGGCGACCACGUCCACCUCGGCCCGGGCGUGCAGGCCACGCGCCUGACGAACCCUGCGGUAGACUUGCACGACCUCCCGCGCGUCGACCUCGUCCUGCUCUCGCACUACCACGCGGACCACUUCGACCAGGAGGUCGAAGCCUCGCUCAGCCGCGCCCUCCCGAUCCUCACCACCCCGCACGCGCACGCCGCGCUCACGUCCAAAUCCCCGCCCUCGGAGGCCUUCACCGCCGUCACCGCGCUCGACACCUGGGACUCCGCGCUCGUGCACAUCGCCCCUCCCUCCCGUCCCUCCCCCACCAAGCCCGUGCUAAAAGUCACCGCAACCCCAGGCAAGCACGUCCCCCCCGGCGGGCUCCUCGAGGCCGCGAACGCGCUCGCGGGCGCCGUGCCGCCCACGCACGGGUGGAUGGUCGAGCUCGGGCGCCUGCACGACGACGACGGGGGCGAGCUGGACGUCGGCUACAGGAUAUACAUCACCGGCGACACUUUGUUCGUCGACGAGCUGCGGGACAUACCCGCGCGGUACCCCGAGGUGGAUCUCAUGCUCGUGCACCUCGGCGGGACGACGAUCCCCUCGCGCGCGCUCCCGCUGCUCAUGGUCACGAUGGACGCGGCGCAGGGCAUCCAGCUCGUGCAUCUGAUUAACCCGGACGUCACCGUCCCGAUCCAUUUCGACGAUUAUGACGUGUUCCUCAGUCCAUUGAAGGAUUUCCAAGAGGCGAUGACUAAAGCAGGCCUCGACGAUAAGGUCGUGUACCUGAACCGCGGGGACGCCUACUCUUUCGCCGUUCGUGGAUAG
Molecule: messenger RNA, 933 nt
Organism: Gloeophyllum trabeum ATCC 11539
Lineage: Eukaryota; Fungi; Basidiomycota; Agaricomycetes; Gloeophyllales; Gloeophyllaceae
Product: Metallo-hydrolase/oxidoreductase
Exons: 6
Source: RefSeq, a predicted model, not a curated record